Angiostrongylus costaricensis is the source of this 645-nucleotide messenger RNA. Lineage: Eukaryota; Metazoa; Nematoda; Chromadorea; Rhabditida; Metastrongylidae. The record is from the annotation of a GenBank genome assembly.
AUGGAACGGCAGAAGAUUUACAAAGCCAAAUUGGUCAGCCGUCAUAAAUUCGAAUUUUUCACUUAUAUGGAGAAAAAGAUGCUAGUGUUGGUAACAAAUAAGAAGAAUGUAAACGGGUCACUCAAUACCCCAUGUUAUGUUAAGAAGACUAGCGGAACUCAAUGCUUUACCAGUUACAUGAACAACAUGGCCACUCUUCGACAACCGGACAAAGCAGAACAGAUAGCCCUUCAGAAGCAACCAAACACCUUCAUCAGAAGAAGUUGUCAGCAUUUGCGCAAGCCUGUCACAGACCACUCUGAAUACCAGCUUCCUGAAUUCGAUGGGAUAGCGAACAUAAUUGGCAUGUUCGGACGGGAAUUGGCCGUUGUCUCUAGCCAGGACGAUUCCAUGAUAGUGUACCAGCUCGAGUUUUUCUGGCGACAGACGUCUCUUGCAGACGUCGACCUUCACGCCCUUCUUGCAGCGGCAGAUCGCACUAAAUUUCAUGUGAUCGCAUUACAAGAAAGAAGAAUCAAGAAGACCGACAUACGCCAACUAAACAACGAGACGCUUGUGAUCCGCGGUGAAAAGGUCCCGUCACGAAAUGUCGCUGGCNGAUACUUGAAUGCUUCGUCCUCACUGAUUGUGCAAGCUCCAGCAUAA